Messenger RNA from Olea europaea var. sylvestris, 1009 nucleotides. Its product is annotated as short-chain dehydrogenase TIC 32, chloroplastic-like. The transcript is spliced from 8 exons. Lineage: Eukaryota; Viridiplantae; Streptophyta; Magnoliopsida; Lamiales; Oleaceae. Bases 8 to 1009 code for a protein of 333 amino acids. The record is from RefSeq and is a predicted model, not a curated record.
UCUGGUUAUGAUUAUGAAGGCAACAGCGAAGUAUUUGGCAGGAAUUGAAGGGCCAAGUGGUUAUGGUUCAAAAUCAACAGCUGAACAAGUUACUCAAGAUUGUUUAUGUUCAAUGCAAUCUCAUCUUACUGCAAUAAUCACCGGUGCGACAUCUGGUAUCGGUGCUGAGACCGCAAGAGUGCUGGCGAAGAACGGUGUAAGAAUAAUUAUUCCGGCGAGGGACUUGAUUAAGGCAGCAGAAGUGAAGGAAUCCAUACAAAACGAGAGUCCGGCAGCAGAAAUAAUCUUAUUGGAGAUGGACUUGAGUUCAUUUGCUUCAAUCCAGAAAUUUUGUUCUGAUUUCUUAUCAUUAGGACUACCCCUUCAUAUCCUCAUCAACAAUGCUGGCAAAUAUUCACACAGAUUGGAGUAUUCUGAAGACAAAAUUGAGAUGACUUUCGCAACAAAUUACUUAGGACAUUUUCUGUUGACAGAAAUGUUGCUGGGGAAAAUGGUGGAGACAGCCGCAGAGAGUGGCAUCCAAGGAAGAAUAAUAAAUGUCUCUUCUGUAAUACACAAAUGGGUAAAAAAAGAAGACUUUUGUUUCAGCAAAAUGCUCAACCCAAAGAGUUAUAAUGCUACUCAGGCUUAUGCUCAAUCAAAACUAGCCAAUAUAUUGCAUGCCAAGGAAUUGGCAAGAAAGCUCAAGGCAGGAAAUGCAAAUGUAACAGUCAAUGCAUUGCAUCCAGGAAUUGUCAAUACUGGUAUUAUCAGGGAUUACAAAGGCUUUAUUUCAGAUUCUAUUUGUUUCAUGAUCUCUAAGUUGCUGAAAUCAAUAUCACAGGGUGCAGCAACGACAUGUUACGUCGCAUUAAGCCCGCAUAUGGGUGUGGUGAGCGGCAACUACUUUGCAGAUUGUAACGAGAGUCCGUGCUCAGUGCUAGCAAACAAUGAAAUUGAAGCACGCAAACUAUGGGAGCAAACUCGCCACACUUUCACAAAGAGGCAAUUACUUAAGCCACUAGGAUAA